Morus notabilis is the source of this 1214-nucleotide messenger RNA. Its product is annotated as ethylene-responsive transcription factor 4. Lineage: Eukaryota; Viridiplantae; Streptophyta; Magnoliopsida; Rosales; Moraceae. The record is from RefSeq and is a predicted model, not a curated record. The transcript has a single exon. Gene Ontology annotation, biological process: regulation of DNA-templated transcription. Bases 157 to 864 code for a protein of 235 amino acids. Gene Ontology annotation, molecular function: DNA binding; DNA-binding transcription factor activity.
UCCCACACCCCAAACGACCCUACCUCCCAACUCCCACCUCUUAUUCCCUCUCUUUUCUCUGCCCAAAGCAAACCAAACACCGUUUUUCCCCUUUUCUCCUUUCAUUUUCAUUUUUCUAUACAAUAUAAAACAAGCUCUGGGGAUUUAAUAAUUGAAAUGGCGCCGAGAGAGAAGAUGACCUCCGCCACCGCCGUUAAAGUUAACGGCAACGCGAAGGAGGCGCAUUACAGAGGAGUGAGGAAGAGGCCGUGGGGAAGAUACGCCGCCGAGAUCAGGGACCCCGGCAAGAAGAGCCGCGUCUGGCUCGGCACCUUCGACACCGCUGAGGAAGCCGCCCGAGCCUACGACGCCGCCGCCAGGGAGUUCCGCGGCGUCAAGGCCAAGACCAAUUUCCCCCUCCCUUCCUCGGAGAAUAAUAAUAAUGCCAACGAGAACAUCAACGUCGGCGGCAGUAAGAACCAGAGCCCUAGCCAGAGCAGCACCGUCGAGUCCUCCAGCCGCGAGCCGGCUCUCAUGGUCGACUCCUCGCCGCUGGAUCUGAACCUCGGCCACGGAUUCACCUCCGCCGUCCGAUUCCCCUUCCAGCAGGUUCCGGCGGUGGGGACCGUUUUCGGCAUGCCGGUGCCGAACAACGUCCUGUAUUUCGACGCCGUUGUCCGCGCCGGGUUGCUGCAGAGUCACCAGUAUCAACGGCUGAGAUUCGAUCACCAGGCGGUGAGCGAUUUUCGCGCCGGUUCUUUCGCCGGCGGAGUCCAGAGCGAUUCCGAUUCGUCCUCCGUCAUCGAUCUGAACCAUCACGAUCUGCCUCGCCAUGGCCGAGUCCUUAAUCUCGACCUUAACCUCCCGCCACCGGAAGUUGCGUAGUUUUUUUCCCCCGAUCGUAACACAGUCGCCGGAGAUCGCCAUAUUUCGUUUCGGUUUUUUUAUUUUUAUUUAAUUUUUGGAAAAUAGAAAAAUAGCAAAAAAGAAAGAAAACGCAAAACAAGAAAAAAAGAAGAGGAAAUCCUCGAUAGCAGAGGGAUUAACGCUUUUUAUGUGAAUACACCGUCGUUAGCUGAUCUACUUUUUUUGCAACAAAAGAAACAACCGAGUUUCAGUCUGUUGUUAUCAGCUAGAAUUCUCUUUUUAAGAUGUAAUAUCUUAUUUCGGCAAUUUUUUUUUUUUUCCAUCAAUGAAACUGACACAGAAAAUCCCCUAUGGUGCUUUGUAUUUAA